Messenger RNA from Cryptomeria japonica (Japanese cedar), 552 nucleotides. RefSeq names its product putative RING-H2 finger protein ATL53. Lineage: Eukaryota; Viridiplantae; Streptophyta; Pinopsida; Cupressales; Cupressaceae. The record is from RefSeq and is a predicted model, not a curated record. Bases 1 to 552 code for a protein of 183 amino acids. The transcript has a single exon.
AUGCGGGUAAUAACAAAGUUGUUUUGUGCGUGUUUGGUGUUCUUUGUGGGAACCGCGACGCUUUGUCUACUGUACCGCUUAUGUCCUGCAAGCUUAAUAUGGGUGCCAGGAAUUUUUAGUAUGUUACUGCCGUUUGUGUUGGUUUUUGUGUGUGAGUGGGCAUGCAAACGAAAUGCUGAAUCGGCAGGCCCAACGCAGCGAUCUCCUCCAAUCGUUGAAUCUGCAGGCCCACCGCAGCAAUCGCCUCUAUCGUCUUCUUCCAACGUCGAUAAGGUCGAUAAAAUUGUAGUGGAAAUGGGCAUUUUCAAUUACAGAUGUGAUGAAGAAGAACAGAAGGAAUGCGUUAUCUGCCUGUGUGAAUACGAAGAGGAUGAUGCGGUGGUGGCACUAAAACCGUGUCAUCACAAUUUUCAUGAGGAGUGCAUUCAAAGGUGGGUGCAGUGCAAGCUCCGAUGUCCCGUCUGUAAUGCAUGCCCGCUUCAGAAAUUUGGACGCCAUGCUCAAAAUGAUGUUGCGCUUCAAAUUCCUCUUACGCCCGCUGUGGGUGAUUGA